This is a messenger RNA of Cokeromyces recurvatus, 807 nucleotides long. RefSeq names its product thioredoxin-like protein. The transcript is spliced from 4 exons. Gene Ontology annotation, molecular function: glutathione transferase activity. The coding region runs from base 81 to 764 and encodes 227 amino acids. Gene Ontology annotation, cellular component: cytoplasm. The record is from RefSeq and is a predicted model, not a curated record. NCBI's taxonomy places the organism in Eukaryota, Fungi, Mucoromycota, Mucoromycetes, Mucorales, Mucoraceae.
GUGGGAUAUUACUCCGACAUUAUAUAAAUAGAGAGCAAAUCGUCGUUUUAUUCAUUUAUUUAUUUAUUUUCUUAAAUAGAAUGGUCUUCACAGAUAAAAUCACUUUGUAUACUUCUUUAAUCUGUCCCUUUGCACAACGCGCUGCUAUCACAUUGAGAGAAGUGGGAGCGAAUUUUGAGUCAAUUCAAAUUGAUUUGCUCAAUAAACCCACUUGGUAUAAGGACAUUAAUCCGGAACUUAAAGUCCCAACUAUUCAUACUGAAGGUCAAAACUUGGCUGAAUCUUUAGUUAUUAUUGAAUAUCUUCAUGACCGUUUUCCCGAGAAAAAGUUGUUACCCGAAGAACCUAUUAAACGGGCCAAUAUUCGCUUUGCUAUUGAAUAUUUCGGUUCUAAAGUUGCACCAACACUUUAUAAACUUAUUCCUAAUUACACUGAUGCAAAUGCAAUUGAAGAAUUUAAAAAGAAUACCAAUGAUGCUUUAAUUCGCUUUAAUGAAUUAUUAGUAAAAGAAUCAGCUUCUGGACCCUAUUUCCUUGGUGAACAGUUUUCAUUGGCCGAUAUUGCUAUUGCACCUUUCAUCAUGCGUAUUUUUGCUUUUAACAAAAGAUAUUUGAAUGGCUAUGAAUUCGAUGCAAUUAAAUCCAGCACCAGAUUAGCUGAGUUCUUUAAGGGCAUUACUUCUCGUCCUAGUGUUAAAGAAACUUAUAUUGGUGAUGAAGGAUACAUUGAAGGUUUACAAAAAAGAUAUAGCAAUCUCAACUAAAAAAAAAAAAAAAAAAAAAAAAAAAAAAAAAAAAAAAAAAAAA